AUGGGGUCCGGGUUGAUAUGGGCUUCCAUCUGGGCUCUGUGUUACGGCAUUGGUUUACUGCUCUUGAGCAUCUCAACCAUUGUGUUUUAUAGGCUUUUUCUUCACCCGCUUUCACGAGCCCCUGGUCCGAGGCUUGCUGCCGUUUCCAACAUAUGGCAUGCAUAUCACGCUCGAAAUGGACGGAUGUUUGAACUGGGCCGGACUCUGCACCAGAAGUAUGGCGAAGUUGUGCGGGUUGGCCCGAAUGAACUGUGGUUCAACAGCCCAGAAGCCUUUGACAAGAUUUACAGCAGCACAAAGGGAUUCGAAAAGACGGACUUUUAUUUGGCAACCAGCUUGAAUACGCCCAAGAUCGAUUGCUUCUUGCGACCUCAUUUUGUCGAUAGCUUGGAUCUACUUUCAGAGCGAGACAUGAAGCGCUACCGUCUUCAAAGACGACUGAUUGGACGAGUUUACCAAACGGCUAAUGUGGCCAAGUUCGAAGCAGCAGUCGACGAUGUUAUCAAGCAGGCGAUUGCCCGACUGGAAACCCUCGAUGGUGCUGAGAUAGACUUGAAGGAGUGGAUGCACAUCAUCGCCGUGGAGUGUCUUGGAGCUUCAGUCAUCUCGUGGUCCCCAGGGUUGCUCAAAGCGGGAACAGACUGGGGAUCCAGCGCCCAUAGUUACCUUGGCUGGAGAAGGAAGAGCGUCAUGGGUCUUUUCCCAACUCUGACCAAAUUGACAAUGCGGUCGAAUCUCUUUGAGUGGAUAUUCAGGGAUGUCUGGGACCUGAAGUACGUUGCUACGCCCAACUUCAGGUCCUUCUUUCCUGAUGUGGGGAAGCGAAUCUCUCGAAGAAUCAAGUCUACAUUGAAACCAAAUGCCCCUAAAGAUAACCGAGCAGAUCUGCUGGCGGAUCUCAUCCAACUUCAUAAAGACAAGCCAGAUUUCACCGAGAGCUAUCUCAGGAAAAUGGCCGUGACCAAUUUUGGAGCGGGACAUGAGACAAUGGCAUCGACUUUGACAUCAAUUUUCACCAUGAUUGGCACAAAUGACGGCGUGCAGAAGAGAGUAAAGCAAGAGAUACGGGAUGCCGUGGAUUCUUUGUCAUAUGUAGGUACAAACCAGCUGCAAUAUACGCGUGCAGCAAUAAGAGAGGCUAUGCGCCUCCACCCGGUCCUGAGCAUGUCGCUUCCUCGCCGUGUUCCUGAUAUGGGCUCACAUAUUCACGGCUACUUCAUCCCGGGAGGCACGACAGUCGGGUGCAACCCCGUGGCGUUGCAUCGAAAUGCAAACGUCGUGAUAGGACCAGAUCCAGAUGCCUACAAUCCGGACCGCUGGCUCGGUGGCGAGAUCUUUGACAUUCGCCUCAUGGACCGAUACAGUCUCAACUGGGGCGGCGGACCGAGGACUUGUCCGGGGAAGAACUUGGCCGAAAUGGUCGUAUAUAAAGUCGUAUCAGCCCUAUUCGAACGAUUCGAUGUGGAGGUGGCAACACCGCCGGAAAUUGGGCAGCCGUCAUACUUCCUGUCAAUGAUGACUGGAGUAAAGGCGCGGUUCUUGUCUGUCGCUCCACAGACGGCGGGGAAGGACUGUCUCUAG
Messenger RNA from Trichoderma harzianum CBS 226.95, 1581 nucleotides. RefSeq lists its product as hypothetical. The transcript has 4 exons. Gene Ontology annotation, molecular function: oxidoreductase activity, acting on paired donors, with incorporation or reduction of molecular oxygen; iron ion binding; monooxygenase activity. The coding region runs from base 1 to 1581 and encodes 526 amino acids. The record is from RefSeq and is a predicted model, not a curated record. Lineage: Eukaryota; Fungi; Ascomycota; Sordariomycetes; Hypocreales; Hypocreaceae.